Aphidius gifuensis is the source of this 2131-nucleotide messenger RNA. RefSeq names its product putative GTP-binding protein 6. The record is from RefSeq and is a predicted model, not a curated record. Gene Ontology annotation, cellular component: cytoplasm. Gene Ontology annotation, molecular function: ribosome binding; GTP binding. Bases 562 to 2034 code for a protein of 490 amino acids. The transcript is spliced from 5 exons. NCBI's taxonomy places the organism in Eukaryota, Metazoa, Arthropoda, Insecta, Hymenoptera, Braconidae.
GAGUUUUAUAAAUAUUUGUUUACUUGUUAUUAUUGCUAAAAUCUAAUUGAUUGUUAUUCAAUAUAAUUAAACAUUCUAAUUGUCAAAUAAAAUUAUUUUCUUAUUUUUAUAAUAAUACAUGAAUUAUAUUAUAAUAAUUUUAUAUAUAUUUUUAUAAUAAAUCAAUUUAUAUAAAUAAUAUAUUUAAUGCUAUCACAAUUUUUGAAUUGAGGUUAGGUUACUUUACAUAAGUUGCUAAGUUGGCAAAUCAUGAGUCUUCCAGUUGAUGAAUUACAUGUUAAAGAAAAAAUAUCAGAAUAUGAUUAUGACAUAAAAUUGAUUCAGUGUUCCCCGGUUGCUUGUAAGAUUGGAGCAUCUGCUUUUGUCGCAGGAUCUAUCUUGACUCCAUUAAUUUUAAAACGUUUGAGAUUUUUAAAAACAACAUUUAUUGUUAGAGUUGCUGCAGGUUUAUUUGCUGGUAUACCAUCAGGAUAUUUUGCUGCAAAAGAAACAAGAGAUCGUUGUAUGUGUAGUGUUAAAAAUAAUUAUCAAAUUGAAUAGAUUAUUUAUUAUCAAAUAAAUAUGUCGAUACUACAAAAAUUGUGGCAUAUUAAUAAAUAUGUACCUGCUAAAUUUGUAAAAUCAAAUUUAUUUAGUUUAAAAAACAACAAUACAUUAAAAUCAUGUGUAAUUACUAAAAGAUUAAUUCACAAUGAGCAAGAUGAUUAUGAUGAAAAUCCAAAUAAGAUUGAUAUUGAUGCUGGAUAUACAGAGAUAUUAACACAAUUUAUAAAUCCAUCAAUAUCUGGCCACAAAACAUUGGUCAUUCAACCAUAUAUUAAAUGGGGUAAAAAUAAAAAAACAAUAACAAGUCCAGAUUUACAAUUAAAUGAAGCAGUUGCACUUGUUAAAACAUUACCAAAAUGGACAGUUACUGAUUCAAUGUGUAUAUCAAUGAUGACAUUAAAAAAAGAUUAUAUAUUUGGUAAAGGAAAUUUAGAUAUGUUAACAAAAAAAAUACGUUCAAAUAGUAAAAUAACAGCUGUAUUUAUAAGUAUGAAUUUAUUAAGACCAAUACAAAUUAAAGAUUUACAAGAACUUUUUGGUGUACCAGUAUAUGAUAGAUAUUCAAUUGUAAUACAAAUAUUUCGUGUACAUGCUAAAACAACUGAAGCAAAAUUACAAGUUGCAUUAGCUGAAUUACCAUAUAUUUGGACAAAAUUAAAUUGGACUGCUGAGGAUAGUGGUGGUAGAAUUAAUUUAUCUGAAAGUCGUAGAAUGAUAUUACACAGUAGAGAAUCAAAAUUAAAAAAUUCAUUAAAAAAACUAAAAGAACAUAGAAAAUUAAUAAGACAACAUAGAAAAAAUCUUGAUAUUCCAUCAGUUGCUGUUGUUGGUUAUACAAAUGCUGGUAAAACAUGUUUAAUAAAAGCUCUAACUGGUGAUGCAUCAUUAACACCAGAAAAUAAAUUAUUUGCAACAUUAGAUACAACUGCACAUGAGGGUAUUUUACCAUGUAAAUUAAAAAUACUAUAUGUUGAUACUAUUGGUUUUAUUCAAGAUAUACCAGAAGGACUUAUUGAGCCAUUUGUUGCAACAUUUGAAGAUGCUAUUCUUUCGGAUGUUAUUGUUCAUGUUUAUGAUGCUAGUCAUCCAGAUAAACAUGCACAAGUUAUUCAUGUCAAGGAAACAUUGACUAAAAUAAUGUCUGAAUUACUUGAUGAAGAAAAACCAGUUAUUGAAGUUGCAAACAAGUGUGAUUUAAUACCAGCUGGUACUGUCUCUGAAGAUAUUUUAACUGUAUCAUCAACACAAUCACAUGGUAUUGAUUUAUUGAGAAAUGAAAUACAAAAAAAACUUCUGUCUGUGACAGGACGACAAUCAGUGACAAUUAGGGUUAAAUCAGGAAGUUCAAUAGCAUCAUGGCUUUACAAAGAAACUACUGUUGUUAAUGCUGAACCAGAUGAAAAAGAUUUACAGUACAUACUCAUGAGUGUUAUUGCAACUGAACAUCAAAUGCACAAGUUUAGAAAAUUUUUGAAAAAUAAUAAAUAAAUGAAAAUAAAAUUUCUUUUUUUUUUAUUGUUAUUGCAAUUGAUGUAAAUUAAUGUUGGCAUAUAUGAUGUUUAAUAAAAAACAAGAAAUUUGUAUA